This is a messenger RNA of Cyclocybe aegerita, 1797 nucleotides long. The record is from the annotation of a GenBank genome assembly. NCBI's taxonomy places the organism in Eukaryota, Fungi, Basidiomycota, Agaricomycetes, Agaricales, Hemipholiotaceae.
AUGUCUCUAUCUUUCAAAGGUCACACCGUAGUCGUCACUGGUGCCGGAGGAGGUUUGGGCAAGUCCUACUCGCUCCUGUUUGCUUCGCGGGGUGCAAAUGUCGUGGUCAACGACUUUAACGCGGCUGCCGCCCAGAAAGUUGUUGACGAGAUCACCAAGGCUGGAGGGAAAGCUGUUGUGAACACGUCUUCGGUCAGCGAUGGCGCCGCAGUCAUCAAGACCGCCGUUGAUAACUUUGGCACUGUUACUAUCCUCAUCAACAAUGCUGGAAUCCUUAGAGACAAGGGUUUCAAGAACAUGUCCGACAAGGAGUGGGACCAGAUUACCGAGGUCCACCUCAAGGGCGCGUUUGCCUGCACGAAGGCUGCUUGGCCUUUGUUCCGCAAGCAGAAGUUUGGACGUGUGAUCAACACUGCUAGCGCUGCUGGAAUAUACGGAAACUUCGGCCAGGCCAACUACAGCGCUGCUAAGAUGGGCCUCAUCGCUUUUAGCAAGACCCUUGCUCGGGAAGGUGCCAAAUACAACAUCAAGUCAACCGCCAUUGCCCCAAUGGCUGCCUCUGCGAUGACUGAGACCAUCUUACCACCUGAAAUGUUGGCCAAGCUCAGCCCCGACUAUGUUGCUCCUUUCGUUGCUGCUAUCUGCCAUCCUGACGGACCCGACGCCUCUGGGAAAGUUUUCGAGCUUGGUGCCGGCUUCAUUGCGGAGCUCCGAUGGGAGAGGUCAAACGGCACAGUCUUCAAGACGGACGCCAGCUUCACUCCUUCAGCUGUGAAAGAGAAGUGGAAUGAAGUCAUCGACUUCACGAACCCCUACUACCCUUCCGCCGUGACUGAUGUUGACUCUCAAGGCAAACUCGAGGCUGCAAAGAAGCUCUCUUCCAAUAAGCAAUCUUCACCUCCUGUUCGCUUUGAUGGACAGACAGUCGUCAUCACUGGUGCUGGCGCUGGUCUCGGACGUGCAUAUGCCCUCAUGUACGGCAAGCUCGGUGCUAAUGUUGUCGUGAACGACGUGAGCGAGAAGGGCGCCAAUGCUGUCGUUGAAGAAGUUGUGAAGGUUGGAGGCAAGGCCGCUGCGGCUGUUUGCUCUGCUGAAGAUGGCGAGAAGAUUGUCCAAGUCGCAUUGGAGAAGUUCGGCGGCGUCCACGUCCUCAUUGCUAACGCUGGCAUACUGCGUGACAAGUCCUUCCAGGCCAUGACUGAACAAGAGUGGGAUAUCGUUCUCGCUGUCCACCUGCGCGGCACAUACAAAUGCGCAAAGGCUGUCUGGCCGAUCUUCCAGAAACAGAAGUACGGUCGUAUCGUGACUACUUGCUCACAAGUCGGCAUUUAUGGUAACUUCGGACAGGCCAAUUACUCUACAGCCAAGGCAGGCAUCAUGGGAUUGACUCGCACCCUUGCCAUCGAGGGCAAGAAAUACAACAUCAUUGCCAACGUGAUUGCUCCUUCUGCUGGUACUGCUAUGACCAGCACUGUCUGGCCGCAAGAGAUGGUUGAUGCCUUCAAGCCCGAUUUCAUCGCCCCUAUUGUGGGAUACCUGACAAGCAAAGACAAUGUGGAGACAACUGGUUCCUUGUUCGAAAUCCUCGGCGGUUGGGCAGCGCAGACUCGCUGGCAACGCGCUGGUGGCUAUGGCUUCGCUACUGUUAAGCCUUACACAAUAGAGGAUGUCAUCGCGAAGUGGGACAAGAUUACGGACUUCAACGACGGUCGUGCGUGGCACCCAACAUCCAGCGGAGAGUCCAUGCAGCAGAUCAUCAACAAUUUCAAGGAGGAGCCUGCGAAGUCAAAACUGUAA